Messenger RNA from Brassica napus (rape), 630 nucleotides. RefSeq lists its product as uncharacterized. The transcript is spliced from 2 exons. Bases 1 to 630 code for a protein of 209 amino acids. Gene Ontology annotation, molecular function: zinc ion binding. NCBI's taxonomy places the organism in Eukaryota, Viridiplantae, Streptophyta, Magnoliopsida, Brassicales, Brassicaceae. The record is from RefSeq and is a predicted model, not a curated record.
AUGAUUGGGAGCAUUGUGAUUCAAAAAGAAGUAGAAAAUGAUCAUUGGUCGAGUAGAGGAGCUGGAGCGAAAUACUGGAGCGAGGGGAAGGGAUUAGCUGAGUUGAUUUUUAAGGCUUCAAAGGCUUAUAGAGUGGUUGAUUUCAAGAAGACGUUUGCUCAUGUUUGCAAUAUCAGUCCAGCAAUUGGAAAUUAUCUUAUGGAAACGGAUGUCAAAAAGUGGGCUAGAUGUCAAUUUCAUGGAUACAGGUAUGACAUUAGGACAAACAAUCCUGCAGAGUCGAUAAAUUCUGCGUUGCAUUUGCCGAGAGAGUUUCCCGUAAUUCCUUUGUUGGACAGUAUUAGAGAAAUGCUGACACGCUGGUUUUUUAAGCGUAAGAAGUUGAUUAAGCACACCCAUCGUUUGACCAUAGAUGUGGAGGAAAAGAUCGAUAUGAGAAUCGAAAAGGGGAAAACUUUCGGAGUUUACCCUGUAACCGAUAGCCAGCUACUUUUUAAAGGCGAUACAAUUGACUGCUUUGUUGAUUUGGAAAAACGGACUUGUUCUUGUGGGAAGUACGACCUCUUGAAGAUCCCUUGUAGACACGCAAUAAAAGCCGGUUUCUUUGUUGGAGAGAACCAUAUACAUUGA